Dentiscutata erythropus is the source of this 1371-nucleotide messenger RNA. The record is from the annotation of a GenBank genome assembly. Lineage: Eukaryota; Fungi; Glomeromycota; Glomeromycetes; Diversisporales; Gigasporaceae.
AUGGUUUUUCCUCCUUCAUUAACUCAAUAUAUCAAGGCGUUCUACAGCUUUUUUGGUAACCAACCGCAAAGUUUUGAUCAUCUGGAAGAUAUUACUGCCCCAGAUAACAUUCAUCCACAGCUUGAUGAUAAAUGUCUUAAAGAAAAAAUUGAUUAUCGAAAGUUGGAUUUAGCGAUUUCGAGAUGGCUUACAAACAAUAAGAACAAAGCUAUUCCCAAAUUUAUAUGUCUUGUUGCCCAAGAAAUUACCGGUCUUAUAAUAAAUCAGUCUAAAGACUUGCAUUGCUUGAGGGUAUCUAAAGGUCCAGAUAAUAUUAAUGUACCAAAUUUUAAAAUUUGUACUGGUUUUGAAGAGUCUGUUUCUGGACUUCGAACUUUUCAACUAUCUGGAAUUUUCAGAGAGGAAAGCGAAAUUAAUAAUAUCGCUUAUUUAACUUCCGUUAUUUCUACGAAAUGUCAAAAUAUAGAACAUUUACAUAUAAAUCUAUCAUGUUCAUAUGAGUCAAGAAUACAAAAAAAUUUGUUAAAUAUAGUAGGUUCGCAGAAACAACUUCGAAAAUUUGAAUGUUACGUUAAAAAUACUUCGCACUUUCUUCUAAAACUUUCUUGUCAAGCUGAACAUUUGGUUGAAUUAUCUUUGGGAGGGAUCGAAUAUAAUAGCAUAACGGUAUUAUAUCCAUUAAUAUCUUUUACUAAUCUAGAGAAACUAAAGAUUUUCAACUAUUAUGAUUAUACAAAAUAUCACCCAACCUGUAUAGAAUCGAAUCGUCUUCAUAAUCUUAGCAUUAGUGAAUUGCAUUUAAUGGGUGCUUCUGUUAAUGAAUUAUUUUUUGAAUAUUUAAUGAGAAUGGUACGAAACUCUUUGAAGAAAUUAGUUUUAGAUCAAAUCGGUGACGAGAAAUUUCUAUCUAUAAUAUUGAAAUGUCCAUAUUUAACUCACUUAGCUUUAUCAAUCAGACCAGAUUCACCAAAUCUUCCACAACUUGCAAAUUUAAAUUUAGAACAUUUGAUUCUCAAUGAUUCAACUCCAGAUCGAUUAGAUAAUUAUAUUUUAAAUAAUAUAGAAAGUUUUCCAGAUACACUUCGUCGUCUCGAUCUUCUUAUUUGUAUUUCUCCCGAAGUUUUACAAUAUAUUUUAGCAAAAUGCAUAUUUCUUGAAACUCUUGGUAUAUAUUUACAACUUCCAAGAGAUGAUCCUAAAUAUAUCAAAGUUGUUGUUAGAUAUGUUCAAUCAUCUGGCAAUUUUACUACAUUAAGAUAUAUUAGAUAUUGUUCUGGUCAAAAACUAAUUCCACUUUCUAAAGCUAUAUGUGGAUAUGCAAAAAUGUACAUAGAAAACAUUGUAAAUGAAAUUUAUAAUCCUUGGGAAUAA